UGGGUACUUCACCUCGGGGUGCCUCACUUUGGGAUGGGGCUCUGUGCUUCUAUGGGAGUCUAUCUUCGUUGCUUAACGUGUUCGUUUAAACUUAAGAUGCGGAACACGUUUUUGCGGACCGUUUGAUUCCUCCAAGUUAGUAAUCAGUAUAGUCUGCUCAUCAGCUGUGUUUAUAUAGAUACUUUGAGUAUUGACCGCAUCAACCGCAAAAUAUUUCUUCUUUCAUUAACACGUCUAAGUAAAAUAUUGUGUUGUGAAAAGGAUUUUAAUCGUUAUUAAAUUUUGGUGCAGUUCAAGUUGUAUAUAUAAUAUACAUGCGGUAUAGCCUCCCUCAUCUCUUCGGUUCACUACUUGCACUAACAACCGUUUAUUUUGUCCGGUUUUACCGUAUAUUCGGCUCAAAUUCAAGGCAUUGGUUUUUGCUAUAGUUUUUAAAUAGAUAUUUGAAGCGCAAGAAAGCUAUCGACGUAAAUUUUAUCCCCAUGGGUUUAAGACAAAUUUGAGGUUAGCACGGUGCGAUUCUUUGUUUAUCACUCCAUUUACUCGUGUUUCGGAAGUUUCAUCGUUGACAUUUUACUUUGACGAAAUUUACUUUAAUAUUUCGCUAUUUCUUUACUGUAAUUUUCACGACGUAAACCCAUAUUUUGAUCGAUUUGUCAGACGUUGAACAACAUUCUUUUAUAAACGAAAACUUAGCGCCAUAAUGGUUGUAAAACAGAAUUCACUCCGUCCAAAGCUGAUGGAAAGUAUGCAAUAUUUUUCUGGAAGAAAUAAUGUUCUUUCAAAUCUACAAACCGCUCAAAAUGUUGUGACGAAUUCGGAGAAAAAAUUCCUCUUGUGAUUUCUGGAGUAGACUAUACAUCAAGUGUGCUCAUUAUUUUUCUGCAUCCUGUAUGUGUAAUGGUUUGUCCACUAGCGAUGCACGCGACUAAGCAACAAACUUUCACCAUGACGCUUAAUCGUAUUAUCUAGUAAUAUUGAAAAAGAAAUUUUCAGAUCCGAUAAUUCCAAUGUUUAUUAUAAAUGAGCAAAAAUGGGAAAGACCAGAGGAGUCCACGAAACCACACCAGAGAUUCGCAAUCGAAUGGUUGGGAUGUAUGAAGCCGGUCUUGGAUUGUCCGAAAUCGCAGCGGCUGUUAAUUGUUCUCAAAGAACGGUAAAAAGAUGGCUGAACAGAUUCGACAAGGAAGGGACUGUGGAAACGCGGGACCGAUGUGGUCGCAAGAGAGCAACGACUCAGGAACAGGACGAAGCUAUCAUUCGUCUGGCGACGCAAACUUCGAUCACAGCCGCGAAAGCAGUGCUUCCAGCUCUGGGGCUGAACUGCUCCGUGGAUACUAUUAGGGAACGGUUGCACAGAGCUGGCAUUCACAAUUGGAGUCCAUCCAAGAAGCACAUCCAAAAAAUUUCCGUAGCGGUUUCAGAAGGUUCGGGAAUAGAGCAGGCAGUUUGGAGACCUACAGGCACCCAAGUUGGCAAGAACAAGAAAAAAGUGGCCAAGGAUAAAAAAAGUCGGUCCCAGACGAAGAAGAAAAGAUCCCCGCAAAAAGCUAAACCGAAAGCUGCUGUAGACGAUGACGCUAACGUUAACAAUACCACUGCAAUUCUUCCGCCUCAAGUGCAUCAGCCAAGUUUUUCAUUUUCUCUUCCAGCCCAAAACGUGCCAAUGCAACCGAUGAUAAACGAGAUGCAAUCAUUGCCGGUACCGCCGUCAAUGGGAACCUCGCAUCCCUCUGAAACCCCCAAUGCAAACCAUUAUACUCAUCCGUUAAACAUUCCACACUCGCAAUCAAUGUAUCAUCAGCAACAGAGUUGGCCACUUGAUCUUGUUCAAGCUCCUCAUCUGUACCCGCAGAGUCAAGAGGUGCCGAAUCAACACCAAGAUCAACUAACGCAACAACUUCAAACGCAAAUGCAACCGUCGAUUCAUCUGGAACAGCCCGUCGUACACGAGCAAAACCUAAACACGUGUCAGACUGAGCAGCAUCGACAAAUGUCUGAAUUAUCUCGGGAAACGUUGCACGAUUCUCAAGAUGCGAUAAUCAACGUCUGCAGCGACGUCUGCUCUAAUUCCAAUAGUAGUUUCAAUGACAACAGUCAAAGUUCAACCAACGACGACGAGAGCAAGUCGGAGAAAAAAAGGAAAUUGGGAAAGAGCAGAAAGAAGAAAGGUGGCAAGGUCAAGGGAACCCUUGAAACAAGCGUUGAAAUCCGUAAUCGCAUGAUCGGAAUGUCCGAGGCGGGAUUGUCAACUUUGUCCAUUGCACUGGCCAUCAACAGAUCUGAACGAACGGUAAAAAGGUGGCUGGAUCGAUGGCACAAGGAAGGAAACGUUCAGACUAAAGAGAGAAAAGGUCGAAAGCGCAUAACUACCAAGGAACAAGACGACGCGAUUAUCGCGAUGGCAACUCAGCAGCCUUUGACAGCAGCCAAACACGUAGCUCCUGCUCUCGGCCUCAAGUGUAGCGUCGAUACUAUUCGCGAAAGACUCCAUAAAGCAGGAAUACACAGUUGGAAGUUGGGCAAAAAGCAAGGAGAAGGGAAUGCUGUUCACACCGUUCAUCUGUGGCAACCGAGCGGCAACAGGUCCAGCAAAGUGAAAUCAAACGGAGGCAAGAAGAAAAAGUCUCAAACGAAAAAACAAAAUCAAAACUCGGGUCACAAAAAAAGGCAAGGAGAGAGCAAGAGUCAAAAAGAUGAGACGCUGCCUCGAGAAACGACGGAACCCCCCGUGCAUAAUGUCAUUCCGCAGUCGGAGAACAUACCGUUUCAACAAGCUCAUCCGCAACCUCUUCCAACGAUGCAGACAACGCACGACAUCAUGUCCGACGGUUCGGCACCUGUCCCGCAUCUUUCUCAACAUUCACAGGUGUCUUCCAUGUGUUCUCAGCUGUCUUCAUCUCUCCAAACGUUGCAACCGUUGGGACCGAUGGUGCCACCACGGCCAGAUUGCAGAUUAGCUCUUCCGACGAUAAUUCCAUCGAUUGCUAGUCAAACGAGUACUAAUGUGACGUAUCCCUCUUGUAUGAUGAGCAACAAUAGUCACACCAGCCAGAUGGAACAACCAGUUGAUACAAUCAACUAUGAACCUUAUAUCUGGAGCUUUUGAAAUAAGACCGAAAAUCGAAAAAGACUGCAAGAUAUCACGAACUUCGCUUCGAACAAGCAUUCAUGAUCUCGAUUAGCCUGUAAUGUUUAAUAAUGAAGCAGUGAUUUGCUUUUGUAUAACAUAUGUAUAUUAUCACGUAUUUACAUACAGGAACAGUUUGCAAUUGUAUAUUAUAUAUACAAUCAAUUUUACAAUAAUUGUAAAUAACGCAUUUGAAUUGAAAGAAUCAAAGAAUAAACCUUUGAAUGAGUAUUAGUCUGUAGCCGCUUUAUUCCAAAUAUUGCGAUUUUGUAAAUUCCAUUUUUACUUACAAAAAGUUUGACGAAUAAAUAUCUCUUUCAAUUA
Nasonia vitripennis (jewel wasp) is the source of this 3454-nucleotide messenger RNA. RefSeq lists its product as uncharacterized. Bases 1034 to 3109 code for a protein of 691 amino acids. The record is from RefSeq and is a predicted model, not a curated record. The transcript is spliced from 7 exons. NCBI's taxonomy places the organism in Eukaryota, Metazoa, Arthropoda, Insecta, Hymenoptera, Pteromalidae.